Prosopis cineraria is the source of this 3661-nucleotide messenger RNA. RefSeq names its product disease resistance protein Roq1-like. Gene Ontology annotation, molecular function: ADP binding. NCBI's taxonomy places the organism in Eukaryota, Viridiplantae, Streptophyta, Magnoliopsida, Fabales, Fabaceae. The coding region runs from base 91 to 3477 and encodes 1128 amino acids. The record is from RefSeq and is a predicted model, not a curated record. The transcript has 6 exons. Gene Ontology annotation, biological process: signal transduction; defense response.
UCACAACAACCAAAUGAAAUCCAUGGACCUCUCAUAACCUCAGCUUUCAACCUCAAUUAGCCUCACCAUUGCGAUUAUCGCAGCCCCCAUAUGGCGAUUCCAGUGGCCUCACCUUCUUCAUCCUUCAGCUUCACUAGCGAAACCAAGUUUAGAUAUGAAUAUGAUGUUUUUCUGAGUUUCAGAGGCGAGGAUACUCGCCGCUCCUUCACUGAAAUUCUCUACGAUGCUUUGCGACGUAAGGGAAUCAACGCCUUCAUUGAUGACAAGAAGCUUGGAAAAGGGGAAGAGAUCUCUCCUACGCUUCUCAAAGCCAUAGAGAGGUCCAGAAUUUCCAUUAUUGUCUUCUCUACCAAUUACGCUACUUCUACAUGGUGCCUAGACGAACUCGCCCACAUCGUCCGGUGUAUGAAGGAGAAGAAGCAGGUGGUGAUGCCCAUCUUUUACAAGGUGGAUCCGAUGGAUGUUCAGUAUCAGAGAAAUAGCUUUGAGGAAGCCGUGGCUGCUCUUGAAGAUAGAUUCAGCGAUGACCUGGAGAAAGUGCGAAAAUGGAGGUCUGCUUUGUCUGAAGCUGCUAGCUUGUCGUCAGCAUGGCUUUUUGAUGAUGGGUACGAGCUUGGAUUCAUUGAAAGGAUUGUCGAAGAUGCGUAUGCCGUGCUACCACCUAAGCGCUGCCAUAAAACUGAUCAUAUAGUUGGACUUGAGCCUCGUAUUGAGGAGAUAAUGUUACUUCUGAACAGAUCUGAUGAUCGGGUUUGUAUGUUGGGGAUUCAUGGAACUGGUGGGGUUGGCAAAACAACGAUUGCAAAAGCCAUCUAUAAUUCGAUCUUCUACCAAUUUGAAGGCUCGUGUUUUUUGUUUGAUGUCAAAGAAACAUCAAACAAGUAUCAGGGCAUUGUUCGCCUUCAACAGACACUUUUAUCAGAGAUUCUUGAAGAGAAGAGGAUGAAGUUUGGUAGUGUUGAUGAAGGAAUAUCAAACAUAAAACACAGACUCUCUGGCAAAAAGGUUUUGUUGGUUCUUGACGAUGUUGAUGAGGUUGAACAAUUAGAACAACUCGCUGGCAGUUGCGAUUGGUUUGGAUCUGGAAGCAAGAUCAUUAUAACAACAAGAAAUAAGCAAUUACUAAUAGCAUGUAAUGUUAAAAGAACAUAUGAAAUGAAGGAGCUAAAUUACCUUCACUCCAUUGAACUUUUUUGCUGGUAUGCCUUUGGUUUGAGCCAACCUAAGAGACGCUAUAAAGGCAUGUCAAUUCAUGUUAUAAGGUAUGUGCAUGGUCUUCCUCUGGCUUUAAAAUUAAUAGGCUCCAAUUUGGCAAAUAAAAGCAUUGAGGAAUGGAGAUCUAUAUUGAAGCAAUAUGAUGAGAUCCAAGAGAGAACUAUUAAUCAUGUACUUAAGAUAAGCUAUGAUUGCUUACAAGACGGUGCGAAGCGUAUAUUUUUAGAUAUUGCUUGUUUCUUUAAAGAGAAGAAAUUGGAAUUUGUUGAAGCAAUACUAGAAGCUUGUCAUUGUGGGGCAAGGUUUUAUAUUGAAGUUCUUGUUGACAAAUCUCUGAUAACUAUUCUUGAUCAUGGUUACUUGUACAUGCAUGAUCUAAUUCAACAUAUGGGCAGAGACAUUGCUAAAGAAGAAGCACCAUGUGAUCCUAGUGAAUGCAGCAGAUUAUGGUAUCACAAAGAUGUUCUCAAAGUACUGCGUGAAAACUUAGGAGGAAAUAAUAUUGAAGGAAUAGUUCUUGAUCCACCUCAACAAGAAGAAGUGGAGUGGAGUGGUUUAGCCUUUGAGAAGAUGAAUAAUCUUAGAAUUCUUAUUGUUCGCAAUACCAAAUUUUCAGCAAGCCCUAAAUAUCUUCCAAAUAGUUUAGUAUUACUUGAUUGGCAGGAAUAUCCUUCCAUGACUUUACCACGUGAUUUUUGUCCUCCAAAACUAAUUUGCUUCAAGAUAUACGGAAGCCCUUUUAGAUGGGAGGAACCACUCAAGCUUGAAUAUGUGACAUAUAUGGAUUUCUCGAAGUGUGAAUUCAUAACAGAAGUACCUGAGUUGUCUCGAUUUCAAAAUUUGAAAGAAUUGAGCUUUAGUGAAUGUCACAAUCUGAUCAAAGUCCAUGAUUCAGUAGGAUCUCUCCGUAAGCUUGUCGAAUUAGACGUUAGCAAAUGCAUCAAACUUGCAAGCUUUCCACAUGAAAUCAAGAUGCCAUCUCUUGAAGUUCUUAAUCUCAUUGAUUGCCAGAGUCUUGACUACUUCCCACACAUUGUGGGAAACAUGGAACCAUUGAUGUGUAUUCUUGCAGAUGGUAGUGCUAUUAAUGAGCUCCCAUCUUCCAUUGGAAAUCUUCCAAGGCUUGAGGUUUUGAGUUUAACAUCCUGCAAAAGUCUUAGGAAGCUUCCAAACAGCUUAUUGACAUUGCAUAAUCUUAAAGGGCUUAAAUUAGGAGGUCUGAAACUUCAUGGGAGAAAAUCUUUGAAGAAAUUAUUGCAAGAGAACCAACCACCAAUUAUGAGCUGCUCGAAGUUAGAUCGCUUGGAUCUCCAUGAUUGUGGUUUGUUGGAUGAAGAUCUUCACCUACCUCUGAAAUGUUUUAAGCAUGUGAAAGACUUGAUUCUAUCAUGGAACGAUUUUGUGUCACUUCCUGAGUGUAUUAAAGAGUGUGUUCACUUGAUGAACCUAGAAGUGAAUAACUGCAAGAGACUCAGAGAUAUUCCAGAGCUUCCAUCAAGAUUAGGGGACAUAAGGGCAGAGAAUUGCACAUCAUUAACUAUGGAGUCUUCGGGCCGUUUAUGGUCUCAGGCCAUAAAGUCCAAUCGCGUGACCAUCUCGAUGCCAGCAACAGCAUAUCCUGACUGGUUCGACCAUCGCUGUCAAGGAGGGAUGUUGUCUUUUCGUGUUCAUGGCAGAAAUUUCCCUCGUGUUGUCAUCGCAUUUGAGACAGGGAAGGCUAACAGAAAUAAGACAUGCUACUUUGAUGUCUUUAUGAUCAUCAAUGGCAGUAGCAAAAUGCCAUGGAUGCAAAUUGAUUUUCCAAUUCUAGGUGAAGGAGGUCGUGUUUUGGUUUCUUAUACUGAACAAGGUCAUGUGUUUUUCUCUGAUCUCCUCGGCGAAUUUACAGAAGAAGAGUUAGGGGGGCUUAAUAAAUUUCUGGAAUUGGAUUGGAAUGACGUGGAAAUUCAAGUUACAUGUGACUCAGAUGAUAUAGACAUAGUUAACUGUGGAGUUUAUGUCGACAAGAAGCAAACAAACAUGAAGAAUGUCCAGUUCAAGUCUUCUAGAACUUCACAGAAACGAAGAGCGAUAGCUUCUCUUCCUUCUGAACCACCCAAGAAGCUCCUGAGAAAGUUCAAGACUACUUCCAAAAGAAAUAUCAACAACACAAAGAAAAGGACAAGGAGAACUAAACCACAGCAUUUUCAUCCGUGGUACAGGAGGAGAAAGAUGUUUUUUCCAAUGGGUAAGAAUCCCUUGAGGUUUGUGUAUCAUUAUUAGGUAUUAAAUAUUCCAAUUGCGCGCCAUCCUACUGUGAGUCAAUUAAUUUCAAUGUCAAUUGCAAACGCAUUACAUAGUAAAUAAUUGCCUAUAUAUGUGACUAUGCGUCCACUCCAAAGAAAUUCGACAAGAAGUGUCUAAAACUUUAAACUCAUUUUCAUAUAAUGUUUCCCUUUAAUUUUUA